Linepithema humile (Argentine ant) is the source of this 2960-nucleotide messenger RNA. Its product is annotated as aminopeptidase N-like. Lineage: Eukaryota; Metazoa; Arthropoda; Insecta; Hymenoptera; Formicidae. The record is from RefSeq and is a predicted model, not a curated record. Gene Ontology annotation, biological process: proteolysis; peptide catabolic process. Gene Ontology annotation, molecular function: zinc ion binding; metalloaminopeptidase activity; peptide binding. Gene Ontology annotation, cellular component: cytoplasm.
CUCCAUUAUGUUAUUAGAGUUUCCUACUGCGUAACCUCUUAGAAACACUAUAUACAUUACAUUAUGUAUUUAUCAUGUUAGCUUCCAAUAUUUUUCUUAGUGUUCAAUGAUUCUUCGAAACAGUAAGAUAGCAAUAAAAUUUAUAUACCUCUGGCAUUCGCAAUUCAAGACGGUGUUAACUGUACUAUUGUUAUAAAUUGUUAUUUGUUACAAGGUACUGUAAUUUUAAUAAACACAAUUUUUAUCUAUAAAGAGGCUUCAAAUGGAAAUUGGUAUGGCAAUCCGACAUAUUAUACUAAAUAUCGGAUUAAUAUUAAUACUAACAAUUAUACUAUCUACUGGAAAAUUGACACAAAAUAAGACUGAACCGAAUUACAAUGUUUUGAAUGGCACUCGUUUAAAACCAUUGCAUUAUGAUGUCGAAAUAAAAUUUGAUGGAAAUAUCUUUUGUGGGAAAUGCAAUAUUAUCAUCCAAAUUAAUCGUCCAACAAAAAAUAUAACUGUGAUACGUUCAAAGAUUUUCAUUAUAGUGAAAAUUGACUUAAUUGACAACAAUGAUAAUCAAACAAUCAACAUCCAGAAAUUUUCAUUUAUUGAUAAAACGUACAUUUGUUUUGAUUUUACCCAACCAUCAGGCGAUUUAUUAUCUCCUGGUACGUAUAUCUUAAAAAUGAUAUAUGUCAGUAGCAUAUUAGAUGACAGAGACUUUUUUGAAUCUUUCGACAUAGUCAAAGAAAAAGACAAAAUAUUAAACAAAAUAAUAAGAGCAGGAGAACUAUUUCCAUAUAUUGACGAGCCGGCAUUUAAAUCAACCUUUAAUAUUUCCAUCAAGCAUCAUAAAAAGAAUACAUUUUUAUCAAAUAUGCCGAUACAAAAAAAAGUUGAAGAUAUGCGUAACAUGCUGUGGACUCAAUUUGACACAUCACCUUCAAUGUCCGUUCAACAUUUAACAAUUGUGAUAACCACAUUCACUAAUUUCUUCGCCUCUUAUAGAAAUGUUAAAAUUUGGUAUAGAAAAGAGAUGAUAGACCAGUUGCGAUUUGCAGAAAACAUUGUCCAUGGAGUCGUGUACUAUUUGGCACAAAAAAAUUCAAGAAAAAUAUCAAAAAUAGAUUACGUUGUAACUAACGACUUUCAACACAGUAACAUAAGGACACGAGGCUUUGUUCUGUUAAGAGAAGAAGAUAUUAUUUUUAAUAAUACCGUAGAUGACAUUGCCCGCAAAAUAAAAGUGGCGAAUUUAAUAGCACGUGAAACGAUAUCUCAGUGGUACGAUGAUGUGUUUCUGUGGUCAAAAGAAGGAUUUAUUACGUUUCUUGCAGCGCAUAUUUUGGAUCAGACUCGGUUAUAUUAUCGCAUGGUGGAUUUAUUUGUCGUUCAAACACAACAGGAAUCUCUACGUUUCGAUACACUUUUUAUGCCAAAUUUUCUGUCAUUUAGAAAAUACCGUUAUUAUAUCAAAACAUGCAUUAUAUGGCGCAUGUUAUAUCAUAUACUAUCUGAUGAUGUGUUUUGGACUAGUAUCAACACACAUAUAAACAUACAGCAUAAUCAGACAAAUGCGACAGAUACUGAUAAUUUAUCUAACAUUGUAUCAUUUUCUAACACUGUGGAAAGUGUUCUAGAUGCAAUGAAUAGAACACGUAACUUUAAUAUAGAAAAUGUAGUCAAUAUGUGGUCAAGGGAAGGAUAUCAUCCUAUACUGUACGUUACACGAAAUUAUUCUACAAACUUAGUAUCAAUCUCAUAUAAUUAUAAAGACACAAUACGACGAUAUAAAAUAUAUGUGAAAUUGACAAGGAAAUCACUGAAUUUUGUGACACAACAUUUUUGGCUAUCUGCACUAUCACCGCACUAUUAUAUGUUGGACGAGCCUGACAAUAAUGAUUUUAUUGUAGUCAAUUUACAACAAGUUGGCUACUAUCGCGUCAAUUAUAAUAUGGAUUACUGGCAGAAACUUGCGGAUUAUUUGUACUUUGUAAAUUAUACCGUGAUUCAUGUUCUGACUCGAGCCCAAAUCAUCGAUGACGCGUUUUAUUUUUUGACGCAUGGACAACUCAAUUUCACCAUGUUUUGGAAUAUUACAAGUUUUCUACUUAAGGACACAGACUAUGUAGCAUGGUAUCCUAUGAUUAAAGCUGUUGAAUACAUGACGUGUAUCUGGUCUGUUCAAAAUACUGCAUCUAUAAAGAACAAUAUUAAAGAAAUGUUCGAUAAACUUCUGCAAAAAAUAGGAUACGAUGACAAAUUUGAUGAAAGUGAUUUUACUAAAUGUUUAAGAGAAGAAGCGGUAAAAUGGGCAUGUGUUCUCGAUGUUUAUAAAUGUAGACAAACAGCGGCCUUUCAAUUAGAAAAACAUCUUGAAAGUUCUACAGAAGACAAACUUUUAAAAUGGAAAGAAUGGAUAUAUUGUAAAGGUUUAAUGGCAGCAAACAUCAUCACUUGGCGCAAAGUGUGGAAUGUAUGGAAUGCAACAUCCGAUAAUACAAUUUUAGAAUAUUUAACUUGCUCUACAAACACUAAUAUUAUUCAAUUUUAUUUGAGAUUAAUGAGGGAAAAUAAAUAUGAAAAUAAAUUUUAUAUUAGCAUAUCAAAAAGUAGAACGAGUGCAAUUUUCUCUCUUAUUGUUGCAAAACAUGCUAAAAUUGAUGCAGUGCUCAAUAUGAUAUUCGACUUAUUCAAAUUCAAUAUAAAAAAGCUAAUUGACCAAAUAGCCAUGAUAAUUGUUAUUAUAACGCACGAACAUGACGUAAAAAAAUUGAAAAAGGUAAGUGAAUUCGUUCAAAAUAAUCUUGCAAUGAGUGGAAAGAAAUUAAUUGAUGCCGUUCAACAAAAAAUACAGAAACGAAAGUUAGAAUACAACAGACGAUCAACAACCUAUGGGCGCCUAUAAGCGCCUACCGUAUGAGAAACAAAUAGGCAAACAACUGAAUCCAUGAAAGAGAAUAAUUUUACUUGUU